UGGGCGAAGCAUUGCGCGCUUGGCCCCGCUGGGCCCUUGGACUCGCAGGGGACCUUGAUGGUGUGUUCGCCGGCGAAGGCCUCGACGAUCAUGGUGCCCUGGGAGGCGUUGCCGACGGGGAAGGCGAGGGCGUAGGUGCGGCGGGGGACGGUGCAAACCUCCUGGGCGAGGGCGCUCUCCUUGCUGGCGAGGAGCUCGACGGCACGGCUGCCACGGGGGAUGGAGAAGUGAGCGGAGUCCAGGUAUUUGGCGACCUUCGGGGUACGUCUUCUCAAAUCUCAACACAAAACCCCAGCAAUCGUCUAAGUUUCCCUAUUCGGCCGCUCCAAGCCUCCCACCCGGUUGGGACUCCUGAUGACGGAAAAAAUAGAGGAAAAAGAACAGAGGAAAGACGGAAAAAAUUUAAGGAACAGAGCAAUUAAGGGGAAAAAGUAGGAAAACAAAAACCUGCUCUUCCUCAGCAGCGAGGGUGAGGAACGAUGAAGACGAUUUCCAUUCCCUUCUCACCAUCGGCUCCACCCCUUUCUCCGUUGCGGCUGGCCUUCUAUUCCAACAAUUCUCUGCGGUUUCCUCCUAAAUCUCCGGCACUUCGGGUCUCAGCCGACCACUACCGCAUCGAAGUCAGAAGGGUCAGUUAUCGGCCUCCUCGGACCCAGCACAACCUAUUGAGUGAAGUUAGUUUCUCUCUUCCCGAGAAAAGCUUUGGCCUGAUUUUUGGACGAAGCGGAAGCGGGAAAACCACUCUUUUACAGCUUCUUGCUGGACUAUCCAAACCUACCUCUGGGUCAAUCAAUAUUCAAAGAUAUGGAAAUGAUGGAAACCCAAAUGGACCUCCGGAAACGUUGUCGCCAGAAAGGGUUGGCAUUGUGUUUCAGUUUCCUGAGAGGUACUUUUUGGCUGAUACUGUGCUCGAGGAAGUUACUUUUGGGUGGCCAAGACAGAAGGCUGACCUCGCAUUGAGAGAACAACUUGCUUUGAAACUCCAAUUUGCAAUUAAUUCGGUCGGUUUGAAUACAAUCUCAUUGGAGGAAGACCCGCAUUCUCUAAGUGGUGGUUUCAAGCGGCGUCUUGCUUUGGCUAUUCAGUUAGUUCAAAUGCCAGAUUUGCUGCUACUAGAUGAGCCUCUUGCAGGUCUUGAUUGGAAAGCUCGUGCUGAUGUUGUGAAGCUGCUGAAGCAUCUAAAGAAAAAACUAACACUACUUGUCGUGAGUCAUGAUUUGAAGGAACUCUCAGGUCUGGUGGAUCUAUCAUGGAAGAUGGAAAUGGGGGGGAUGCUAAAGGAAGAACCCCUGCCUAUAUGAUGCUACAAGUCCCUUUUCCUGUCUCAGAAGCUACAUGAUGAUUUUACCCAAGACGAUGGAAAGGUCGCUGCAUCUGGCAAACAAUACUACCAUGCACCUUGAAUGAGCCACAACUUGAAUGACCAUAUUCCUGGAUGAUUUGUGAGCUAUCCCUUAAAAAGUUGGUUACUCCUGGGAAUCAUAUCAACUGCUUGUAGUUUGCAGAUAAUGAUCGUGGUAUGUACUGUUGGAGGGAUUUUUUUUUUUUUAAAAAAGAAAAAAUCAGCCAUUAGAAUGUAUUCAAGGAAACCUCUCUGCUGCAGUUCUUGUUUAUGUUAGACGUUAGAUGAUGUAUAUGACUACUAGCUCUCCUCGGAAUAUGGAAGUAUGGAAUUGCUUUUGUUUUCUGUUCA
Messenger RNA from Elaeis guineensis (African oil palm), 1693 nucleotides. RefSeq names its product ABC transporter I family member 11, chloroplastic. Gene Ontology annotation, molecular function: ATPase-coupled transmembrane transporter activity; ATP hydrolysis activity; ATP binding. Gene Ontology annotation, cellular component: membrane; chloroplast envelope. The record is from RefSeq and is a predicted model, not a curated record. Gene Ontology annotation, biological process: transmembrane transport. Lineage: Eukaryota; Viridiplantae; Streptophyta; Magnoliopsida; Arecales; Arecaceae.